Doryrhamphus excisus (bluestripe pipefish) is the source of this 1379-nucleotide messenger RNA. The record is from RefSeq and is a predicted model, not a curated record. NCBI's taxonomy places the organism in Eukaryota, Metazoa, Chordata, Actinopteri, Syngnathiformes, Syngnathidae.
AUGGGGAUUUCAUCACUUUUUAGGGAACCGAUUCUUUUGACUCGGCUCCCUCAAAAGACUGGGUUCUUAUGGCUCCGAAGUGGCCUCUCAGAUUCGAUUUGGUUUCAGUUUAUGAUCAACAUAAUAUUGUGUAUUGUGGAGAGUGAAACACUUAUGUGAAACAAAUACAUGAUAUCAAAUGGAAAUAGAUUUGAAUCAGACCUCAGUGAACAGCUACAAAUAUCUUGUUAUAGGUAGACAACGAGGAACCAACCUACCAAACCCGAGCCACCACUCACUAGUUCCUCAGUAACUACUCUAAAUGCAUGUGCCUUAGUCGUUAUGUUCUUCACGAGUUCUCCAGUAACUACUGGACUUUGUGUACCUUAUUGUCCCAUGCAGGGGACUAAAUUCCUCCGGAACUAAUCGGCUCUAACGUGUUUGGCCCCCAUCCACGCCCCUCAGCGUGGAUACCCGCCGCCACACAUCUUGACCAAUUACAUUCGCCUUUAACAGAAAAAAGGCGAGGAAAAAACCGAAUGGGCUGCCGAGACGCGAGCCGGCCCUAAGAGCCGAUUCGUUCAUGACCGACACACCGCUAGUUGGUGGAAGUAGGACACAACUGGACGUUUUCAGCACGAGCUGGUUAAUAUUUGAACAUUAAAAUAAAAAAUGUUAAUAUUUAGCCCGCGAUUGAGCAACAUUCUUGUCAGGCUGAGAGUUUCCAAGCCUUUUUUCUCCGGGACUUCGAGAAUGUCAUCAGAUUCUCAUUGGCUGUCCCCGGCUGACCGAGACCAGCAGGUGAUGGAGUUGAGAGCCGCUGGCUGGAUGGAGGUGGAGGAGCGUGAUGCCAUCUUUAAAGAGUUUCACUUUAAAACCUUUAACCAGUCGUGUGGAAGGCGGGGCCACGACACGAAGGUCACAUGAGCACCGUGAUGCGGCGCCACAGGUCACGGUUGUCAUGUGCUUUUCCAGGCCUUCGGCUUCAUGUCCCGCGUGGCGCUGCAGGCGGAGAAGAUCAACCAUCACCCCGAGUGGUUCAACGCCUACAACAAGGUCCAGAUCACGCUGACGACACACGACUGCGGCGGCCUUUCCAAGCGAGACAUCAGGAUGGCCAAGUUCAUGGACAAGGUGGCUCUGGCUGUGUAACCUCACCUUGGAUCAAUAAACGUCACCUUUGGAUUGAUCGUCUACGCUAUCUGCUCACUCUGGAUUGGUCAUGGACGGCAUGUCACUCAAAGUCGGCUUGGAUUUAUUUCACACAUUUCAUAUCAUCACCUUAAAUCACCUCCCAAUAAAUAAUAAUGGGCCGUAGGAUCACCAAGUCAUAUUCCAAUCAUAAUAAUAAUCAUCUAGAAUGUAAGCAUUAUAAUAAUAAUCAUCUAGAAUGUAAGCAU